Molecule: messenger RNA, 3490 nt
Organism: Polypterus senegalus (gray bichir)
Lineage: Eukaryota; Metazoa; Chordata; Cladistia; Polypteriformes; Polypteridae
Gene: stat6
Product: signal transducer and activator of transcription 6, interleukin-4 induced
Exons: 22
Coding region: 488-3226 (912 amino acids)
Biological process (GO): cell surface receptor signaling pathway via JAK-STAT; regulation of transcription by RNA polymerase II; growth hormone receptor signaling pathway via JAK-STAT
Molecular function (GO): RNA polymerase II cis-regulatory region sequence-specific DNA binding; DNA-binding transcription factor activity, RNA polymerase II-specific
Source: RefSeq, a predicted model, not a curated record
UGGUGAGAGUCACCGCGGGGGCUUUUCCUGUAAACAUCUGCCCAAGUCUGUGGGCAGCCGAGCAUUUGCGCAAGUGCUUUUAGCGUCUACUGUUGACACGAUGUGAGUAACCCGAGAAGUCAGCCCUUUUCUUUUUUUCUCAGCCAAUCAAGAGGAAACCGAAAUCGAGAAAACGCAGCCGUAGAAGGCAGGAAAUGUUAAGUUUCGAGCGCAGCACAGACACCAUUUCUUACUCAAGUGAUUAAUGACGAUGGUUGUGUGAUCUGACAAACCGAAGCAACUUCUGACUUCGAUCAGGCACUGCUGUCCACCUUCCCUCCACGUUUCCACGGACAAUUUAAGACGCAGAGGGAACCCACCAAGUGGAUUACCAAAAUCCAGAUCUUAUUAAUGGGGAAGGAAGAGAAUAACUCGUAGCAGAAGGAAACGUCCCCCGAUGACCAGGAGCUCCCAAAGUCCAGGAUCGUGAAGCGUGACGAGCCUGAGAAUGGCACUGUGGAAGAAGGUGCAGUGUCUGCCAACUGAAACUCUGAACCAGCUUUACCCAACAUCCUUCCCUAUUGAAGUGCGUCACUACAUGGCUACGUGGCUGGAGGACCAGCCAUGGGAUGACAUGGAUGUUAAUGACCUGGCCUUCGAAUCCAGAGCAAAGAUGCUUCUGUGUCAGAUCACCAGUUACCUGCUACAGUUGGCAGAAAAGAAUUCCGAUGUGGUGUUGAAGAUGAGACUGCAACACAUUGUUAAAUCUAUGAAAAUAUUUGAAGGCCAGCCCCUGAAACUCGUCAAAAUUGUGCAGGAAAUCCUGAAGCAGGAGAGGACUCUGAUCAGCCACAUGCAGGCUAUAGGAGCUCCAGUUCAGGUACAGAUGCAAACUCAAGUACAUCCACAUCCAAGGCCUGGAAUGAGCUCACCAGAGCACAACCCAGCUUUUCUGCCUGGUCCUUCCGCAUCUCCUCAGCCUCCUCAACUCUCAGCUUCUGCUGUGUGCAAAAAGACAAGCACAGAUGACCGGGACAAGCAGAGGGCAAUAGAGAUGCUGGUACACAAAAUGGCUGAUAUUCAGGCCUGUCGUAAGAAUCUCCAUCACCUUCAAGAGAAUGUAACCUGGGAGAAGCAGAACUUUGAAUCUAUGCAAGGCCAGUUAUUGCAGAACCAAAAGAAUGGCCUUCUGGAUCAGAAUCUUUCAGAAACCUGCAACCAUUUACAGAACCAAAUCCAGAGGGAUGAACUGCAGAGUAAGGUCUUUUAUGAGAAACGAGUUCAGAUGAUUCAAGAACUUACACAGAAUCUGGCACAGACUCAGCAUCAGGUGAUCCAGCGUAUCCAGGUUUGGAAGAGACAGCAGCAUUUAUCUGCCAUUGGUGAACCCUUUGAUGACAACCUCUCGAUCCUACAGUCCUGUUGUGAGCAGCUGCUAAUGGUGAACUUGCAACUAAAUCAAGAGAUAAUCAUCGCAGGUCGUGAGUCACGAGAGGAACCAUUUAGAGAAAUGCAAGAAAAGCUGGCUGCACUGCUCAAGAGCCUUAUACAGAGCUCCCUGAUAGUAGAUAAGCAGCCUCCUCAAGUCAUCAAGACUCAGUCCAAAUUCUCUACCACUGUGCGGUUUCUGCUUGGAGAGAGGAUGAACUCGGCAAAACCUGCAGUCAUCAAAGCCCAGAUUAUCACAGAGGCUCAGGCCAGGAAUCUGGGGCAGCCAGGAUCCGUGCUCAGUGAAAAUGUUGGAGAGCUCAUCAAUAAUUCUGCCAUCUUGGACCACAAUGCUGCCACAAAAACCACCUGCUGCACUUUCAGGAACAUGUCUAUUAAGAAGAUCAAGAGAACAGAUCGGAAGGGGUCUGAGUCAGUGACUGAAGAGAAAUUUGCUUUGCUCUUCUCCUCUGAAAUUAAUAUCAUGGGGUGUGAAACAACGUACAGCAUCCAGGUCAUCUCAUUGCCCAUCGUCAUAAUUGUACACGGCAGCCAGGACAACAAUGCAUUGGCUACCAUCAUCUGGGAUUGUGCCUUCUCUGAGCCCGAUCGGAUCCCUUUUCUGGUUCCUGAACGUGUCACCUGGCAGCAAAUGUGUGCCACACUGAACAGCAAGUUCAUGUCUGAGGUUCAGACCCCACGCUGUCUGGAUGAACACAACCUUCGUUUCCUGGCACAAAAAAUCUUUGAUGAGCCUGAUAUAAAUGGAGACUUUGACAGUCGGAAUGUGACUUGGGCCCAGUUUAAUAAGGAGGUGCUCCCAGGCAGAAGUUUCACUUUCUGGCAGUGGUUUGAUGGAGUGAUGGAGCUUACCAAAAAACAUCUGAAGAACUACUGGACUGACCGGUUGAUUUUUGGAUUUAUUGGAAAACAAUAUCUCCAUUUACUGCUGCAGCAAAGCCAAGAUGGGACAUUCCUGCUUCGAUUCAGCGACUCUGAAAUUGGUGGUAUCACAAUUGCCUAUGUGUCCACCACUGACAUAGGGAACAGACAGAUUCUAAAUAUUCAACCAUUCACCAAGAAAGACCUGGAGAUCCGCUCAUUAGGAGAUCGAAUCCAUGACAUUGAGUUCAUUCACUUUGUGUACCCAAAUCGCAGAAAGGAUGAGGCAUUCAACAAGUACUACACAGUUCCUCCACCUAGCAGUAAAUAUGGUUACCUGCCAACCAGCAUACAGACAAAAGUUGAAGGUGAGAUGUCUUCAGUGAGAAUGAAUGGCAGCAGUACUCCAGUUAUUUCCAAUGUGCCCAGUGACAUAGAUCCAAUGAUAAUCAAUUACACAGAACAGCCGUCUACACGCAUAAAUGAUGUCUCAACUCCAGUUGUUACUUCCACUAUGCCCAGUGAAGUGGAUCCAAUGACAUUCAACUUCUCAAAUCAAAUAAUUAACCCAGGGAGUCACCCAGACUUGGUGCCAAGUACACAUCAGCAGAUCCAUUAUCCUGUACAGAACUUUCCAUGGACAUAUCCAGGCCGGAGAGAAGCCAACGAAACGUACAGUCAGUCUUCAGUGGAGAUGCUGACAGAAUCGGUCCAGCAAGGCAGGAAGCAGCAGUGCUCGGAUUCUGGCUUCCUGAUGGAUCCUCUUCAGUAUAAAAACUCACAUAUUUACAGAUUUGCCAGGAUGGAUGGAGACUUGAUGCCCCCAAGCAACUGGGAGAUUGGAGAAAUGCUAGCUGAUAGCACCCCUAUGGACACUGACUUCUUAUCACAGAAGAGAUGUCAUUGUGCUCAGAGCAGUCAGUGCUCCCACAUCUGAGCCCUGCUGUUCUGCCUCUUUGUAAGGGAUUGGUUAAGGAAAUCCAGACUUUAAUCUGAAAAAGUGGGUUUGAUUUCUGGCAAUCACAAUCGCGCUCUCACCCACUGCAUGGACAGCUGAACUGUGGACUCCGAGUGGGUUACGUCAUUGUAAAUUGAAAUAUAUCUGAUUGUCAACUGGAGAUUCAGCCUGCUUCUCAUUUUUAAUAUCAUACCUGUGUUUAUAUCUUUAUACAUUUAAAUUUCAAUAAAAAUGUAACAUGGA